AUGCCUUCCAAUUCAAGCACCACCAGACAUUAAAAGCCGCCCACUCAAUACUCCAAUCAACUCAGAGCUAGGUCUCAAAACGCCUACAAUGCCAAUUAGGCUCGCAAAAACGUGAAUAGAUCUCAAAAUUCACAACCUAGCUCGACUUCAAACAAUAGAUCAGUGACCUUAAAUAAGUAAUUUCAGUUUGCCAAUGCUCAAGGAUACUAAUUAGACCCUAGUAGUCUUGGGAAUACCGAGUAAUUCAUGAGUUUAAACAAUACCACCACUCAUUAGCAGCAACAGAUACAAGCUUUACUCGCAGCAAAUCAUUACUUGUAACAAUCAUCCUCUCUUGAAGAUGCCAAUUCAUACAUCAAUCAAAAUCAUUAUCACAAUUUUCAGCCUCCAACAAUAUAAACACCCACAACGUUAAAUUAAAAUAAUCAAAGGAGAGGCAAGCAUGUCAAAGCAUACAGCAUGGCCUAGAGUACGAGAGCAGGAGGCAUUGGACCUAAUGGACACAACAUUCCAAUGCUUACAACUUCUUAGCAAAAAAUCGGAACUACUGAGCAGUAUUUAAAUCAGCCUCUUCAAUUAAAUUAAAGGAUUAUGAACCAAACUCUACAGUACAACAAUCAAAAUAACAACAUUCCCCAAUAUGGAAUUGCCUAGAUGACUCCACUCAAUUACUCAACAAUCACAGCAGGCUAGUAGAAUGAAAGUGACAUUUUGAACAACUACUUCUCCUACAAUUUCAAUCUUACUCAAAACAAUCAGAAUUCUGCUUAGAAAUAUGGUAGCACUAAUACAGGCAUCAAUCAAUAUGCUUUUAACCCCUUUAUGAAUUACAAAUAAAGUGGAGUUUCGCAGUCAUCAUCAAGAAUAUCUGCUGCUAAACUUAAAAAUUUGAAUAAUACUAUAUCACAUAUCAGAAGUUUCUCUAAUUGCAGUAAGAGAGACUUUUAAAUAUCUUCAAAGAGAAGUGGAAUCACCUAUAAUUAAAGUCAAACUCUUCAGUAGAAUAAUAAAGCUGUCAAUCAAACCUUAAGUAACAUUACUGAAUCAUAAUUACUUGAGAGCGAGGAAUACUUUGAACAAGGUAAGAUAUUCCUUAGUGAUAAGAAAUACAAAGAAGCAGUCAAAGCCUUUACUAAGAGUUUAAGCUUAAAUAAGUCAAAUUUUGAUGCAAUAUUUUACAGGGGAGUCACAUAGCUAGAUCAAGGUUAGCCUGCUAAAGCAAUAUAAGAUUUAAAUGAGCUUAUUGAUACUUGCCCUGAUUAUAGAAAGACAAUGUUUAUUGUACUUUCAAUCGCCUAUAGAAGAACAAAUGACUAUACUGGAGCAUUAAGAACUUUAUCUAAAGCUAUUGUUAAAUACCCUAGAUACAUUGAAGCAUAUAUAGCUAGAGGAUAAAUUUACAUCUUUUAAAAGAAAUGGGAUAAAGCCUUGACUGAUUUUAGAAACGUUAUUUCUCUCCAAGAAGAUAAUGGACUAGGAUUUUUAGGUUAAGGAGAUAGUUUAAAAGGCAUUGACCCAUAAUGUAUGUCACAGGGUCUUAUGAAGAGAGGUAUACUCUAUCUGCAAAUGAAGUAUUCUGAAAAAGCUCUAGAAGAUUUCAACAAGCUUUGUGACCUAGCAGAGCAACAAAACCCUCAAUAGCCUCAAGCUAUUAGUAAAUCAUAUUUCUAUAAGGCUAAGACUUUGAAAAAGAUGGAAAAUCACAAUGAUGCAAUUUUACACUUUGAAUAGGUUAUUAGACUUUCUGAUGACACAUUCCUGCAAAGUUCAGCACUAUAUGAAAUUGCAAAAAUCAAAAUCUAGCAAAAAGACUUUUAUGAGGCCUAUUAUAAUCUAUAAAGAGCAACACAUUAUAAACUCAAGCAGAAAAAGCUCAUUAAUUACAAGAUUUUUACAGAGGGUGUUAUAUUUCUUAUGAAAAGGAAGACCAAAACAGGGUUGAAAUUAUUAUCAGGGUUGUUAGAUAAACUAGCAUAAUCUUCUUAGCAAACACAAACAGAUUACAUAACACCACUCAUCUAUAUUUACAGAGCUUACGGGUAUUUUAUCACAGAUGAGUAUGACAAGAGUUUGAAAGACUAUAUCAAGUCAAAUUAGUUGAAAAAGCUAAACAACUCUGCAUACUACAACAUGAUAAUGUGCUAAGGUUUGAAAAGUUUAGAGAAAAAAGAAUAUGAAAAUGCAAUUUCCUUUUUCACUAAAGCAAGUCAAAAAAUCCCAGGAAAUAGAGACCCUUAUUUUUUAAGAGCUGUAAGUAUCGUUUAGUAUGCUCUUCACAAGCCAAUCAAACCUCAAACUAAAAAUAAGAUGCUUAGGGAUGCUAAGAGGGAUUUAAAUAGAGCCCUAAAGCAUUCACCAAAGGAUUACUAGGUGAUGUAUUUCAGAGGUGUUUUGAACUUCGCAUUACACUAUUUUUUCGAUGCCAUUACUGAUUUUGAAACAGUUAUUGAGAAAUCAGAAGAAACUAGUGCUAAAUUUUACCUCGCUCGUGGUCGAUGUUACGCAUGUUUAAGCGACACAGGUCUUGCAUUUAUGGAUUUUCAGAAACUAAUUGUCCUAGAGCCGGUAUUACCACUUUACAUUUCUCAUUAACCUUUAUAGAAAAAUCCGAUGGUUCAUAUAUACGCAGGUAAUCUGCUGAUGACGACUGGCUCAUAUGAAGAUGCAACUAAAGCCUUUACAAAUGCAGAUAACAUACACAAAUCACCACUGGCCCUUUAUUAAAGAUCAAGGUGUCAUGUCGCUUUAAAUAAUAUGAAUGAGGCUUUAAAGGACUUAAAUAAAGUUAUUGAAAUUUCUCCAAAUGACAAGGUGGCAAUUGCAGAUAAGGAGUGUCUUACUGCACUCAAGCAGGCAGCUACUACUCCUCAGCAAACUAAUUAAUAGAUUCAUGAAAAGACUCUCUAUGAAAAAUCAGCGAAUAUGCUAACUAAACUAAUCUCAUAUGAGAAAAACGAGCAUUUAGCGAGAAUAAAUCAUGAUUCAAGUAUUAUGCAUCAUCAUUCAUAGAUAAUCCCAAGUGCAUAAAGAACUAAGACAGAUAAAAUCAGGGCCAUCCGAAGAAGAAGAGAGCAAGAUAGGGCUGUGAAUAAGUAGAUAAGCCAGGGUGGGGAUAAUAGUCUGAGGAAAAAUGACCUAAGAUUCAGAGUUGCAAAUUAAGGAGACGAUGAUGAAAACGGAGAUGAGUAUGAUGACAUAAGUGAAAUUGAUGAAAAGGAGCUUGAAAAGAUUAACAAGAGAAAAGAACUUGAUGAGAUGUCUAACUUUACGGACACCAAAACAAUGGAGGAUGAAAAAGAGGAGGAGACUAACUACUAUAAAGAGAACAUUUUUAAUAAAGAGGACUAUUAUCUCUAUAGAGCAGUAAUGUUCUUUUACAGUGGAGAAUAUGAAAAGUCAAUUCAAGACUUCGAGCAAAGCUCUUCCAUCAUGCACUCAAAUAAAGUUCUAUACCCUAGAAACUAGUUCCCAGAUGAUGACUCAGGAAAUGAGAAAGCAGAUGAUAAUGCUUCAAAUGGUAGCAGUUAAACAGAUCUCUCCGAUGUCGGUCUAUGCUCCCUAAAUAUCCAUGAGUACUCAUUUAACACUGUCCUGAAUUUGCUACAAUUAAAAGAAUACAAAAAAGCUACAACUAAGAUAGACUAUAUCCUAGAUACUAUUCCUAAGAAGUAUGCCUAAUAGCUUUGGCUGAUUAGACAUAUAGUGAAUCAAAUACUUGGGCAUAGUCAUCUGGCUAAAAAGGACUUAAAGAAAGCUUAUAAAUAUGACAAAGAAAAUACAGUUAAGUUUAUAGACCAAAAGCAAAAUGUGCAGCUCAAUGUUUUCCCACAGUAAUCUAGGCUUUGCAAUUUCUUCUCAUACAUGAAGUUCUAAUUCCCUGGCUUUAAUGGGUGCCUUUACAUGAAGCCUUCUUUCAGUUUCCCCUUUAUCAAGCCACCUAACAUGAUACCAUGUGUCGACAACUCAGUGCUUGAGCAAUUCACAGCAAAAGCUAUACCUCUAAAACCUGAAGCUCCUUGGAUAAAAAAAUGCUCCUUUGGUAUUAAGUUCACCGAAGAGAUCUAUUUCACAGAUGAUGAUAGAGAAGCCACUCCUGAUGAGGAAAAAGAAUACAAGAAGCGCAAACAGUAAUAGUAAUAGCGAGCUAGAGCAGCAGCCUUUAUUAAGUCUUUUAGUGAAAAAAUAAUUCUGAAAAAUAAAAUAUUCCUAAAGGAGGACAAUCCACCAGCUGAAUAGCAAUAAAACCCAGGACAGGCUCGUGGAGGACCAAAUGUAGCACAUCCAGGAGUGAUUUAGAUGGAAGAAGGGGAUGAAGAAGAAUAUGAAUAAGAAGAGUUUGAGCAAAUACCUAAUAUUGACGGUAGCUAAGGCAUGCAGUACGGGCAAGACGAGGAUGAAUAUGAUGAUGAUCCUUAUCAGGAUGAAGAGGAGUUAAUGGAACGAAGAAACCAGAGAUAUAAAAUGCAGCUUGAGGAGCUGAAAGAGACUAUUCAGGCACACAAAUACAGGAAGUGA
Molecule: messenger RNA, 4515 nt
Organism: Stylonychia lemnae
Lineage: Eukaryota; Ciliophora; Spirotrichea; Sporadotrichida; Oxytrichidae
Source: the annotation of a GenBank genome assembly